AUGACCCCUGGGGACAGAAGGCCGUGGCUGCCUGUAGCUCUGCUCCUUUUGCAGGUCCCAGGCUGUUGGUGUCUGAGUGGCCCCACCUCCGUGACGGGCACCGUGGGUGGAUCCCUGAGCGUGCAGUGUCAGUACGAGGAGAAAUUCAGAGAGAUUGCCAAAUACUGGUGCAAGAGCCCAUGUUUGGGGGAUAUUGUGAAGAUUGAAAAGUCAGAUAAAGAAGUAAGGAAUGGCCGGGUGUCCAUCAGGAACCAUCCGGCAAACCUCACCUUCACAGUGACCUUGGAGAACCUCACAGAAGGUGAUGCAGGAACAUACCGGUGUGGGAUCGAUACAUCAUGGCUCCCCGGAUAUAUGAUCGACCUCACAUUCCGUGUUGUGGUGUCUGUGACCCCAGGUGAGCUGUGGACGCCCCUCCCCCAGUGCCAGCACCAGGGCUGCCUGAGACUGGGGCUGAUCACCCCCACCCCGGCAGGAAAGUGGUGGGGUGUGGGUAAACAAGGUGCAGGCUGGCUGAGCCCGGAGCCCUUGCUCUUUCCACACACUCUCACGUGCCCCGGUGAGCAGGACGACUCUGCCUCUGAAAUCGCCCUCCUGGCCAGGGUGCACCUGGAGAAGGGGCCAGGGGAGGGCCUGAGUGCCAGUCAGACUGGGUGUGGCUGUGGGGGGAUGUGGAGCCAGGACAUCUGUCCAGAUGGCCUGAGUGACCAGGACCAGCCUCAGGACAUGGGCACAAAGACAGGAGGAUUGUGGAGGGAACCAGGGCGUCUCCCUGAGGAUGUGGCUCACUGCCUGUCACCGUGGCCCCCACAGUUCCCUGUUCAGCAGGAUCUACUUCUGGCUCCUGGUCUUCCUGGAGGUGCCCCUGCUCCUGAGCACGCUCAGUGCUGUCCUCUGAGUGAACAGGCCUCAGAGGGGCUCUGGGGACAGGUGACAUCAACCCAAUAA
Odobenus rosmarus divergens (Pacific walrus) is the source of this 948-nucleotide messenger RNA. RefSeq lists its product as uncharacterized. Gene Ontology annotation, cellular component: plasma membrane. Gene Ontology annotation, molecular function: transmembrane signaling receptor activity. Bases 1 to 948 code for a protein of 315 amino acids. Lineage: Eukaryota; Metazoa; Chordata; Mammalia; Carnivora; Odobenidae. The transcript is spliced from 4 exons. The record is from RefSeq and is a predicted model, not a curated record.